Lingula anatina is the source of this 1170-nucleotide messenger RNA. RefSeq lists its product as uncharacterized. Lineage: Eukaryota; Metazoa; Brachiopoda; Lingulata; Lingulida; Lingulidae. The record is from RefSeq and is a predicted model, not a curated record.
AUGACAACAUUAGCGCAAAUAACAACAACACCGAUAACAACAAUUUUGCCAUCGAAAACAACAACUGACAGGAAAACGACAACAUCAGCAAAUAAGACAGCAGCGUCAACGACGCCAGCAGCGUUUAGUAGGAGGACAACAACAGUUUCAACUAGAGGUACACCGACAACAACAAGUGCAUCAAGUACAACAUCAACAGCAGUGCCACCAGCAACUAUAGCCCAAUCCUUACCAGUAACUUCUGCUUCAACGACGAUGACGUCAACGAAAGCAGCAACCGAUUCGACAAUAAACACCUCAACAGCUAUUAUAUCAACGACAGCAACAUCUGGACAGACAACAAUGUCAGCAAUACUGCAAACAACAUGGACGCCGGUGGAGAUCACAAGGACGAGCAUAACCGCAGCAGUGCCGACGUCAAAGGUUAUAACACAGGAAGGAGCAGGGACUUCACCAGCAGCAACAGCAACACCAAAUGAUCUUCUUCUCGUGUCGGCAACUCCUGAUAUACCUCGUACCAGCGUCUCACAAACGAGAUCGGAGUCGACAACUACAACUUCUUCAAAGACAUCUGGAGAAGCUGGAAUUACCACAAUUUCACCAUCUGUAUGGAGUACUGUUACACUGACACCGACGACAGCUUCAACUGUAUCAAGUACAAAUCCCUUCUCACUGGCAAGCAGCGAGUAUGCAACGCCGUCAACGACUGCGGCGAUAGUUUCCUCAACAACAAACCCAGUGACACCUUCCUCAGUGGCGCCCUUUGUUUCAAUUCCCGGAGAUAUCUCUUCCACUGUCAUAACCACUGGGAUAUCAGCCACGGCCCAAGACACAUCAUUGACAGGUACGUCCACAGGGACAACAGCAAGGGCUAUAGGCCUAAAUACUUCACCUGCGCCAUCAACUACGGCAGAAAUAUUUCUAACGGGUACCACAGCUUCUAAUGGAAUAAUCACAACGGUGCCUCCAAGAACCAAACCCAAUGUAGUGAAGAAGCCAGAUAAAGGCCGCAAGCCCAAAGUGUGCUUUCCAGUCCCAGUUGGUGACAGUAAACGUGAACGUCACUCCUGGUUAAAGUGUCUAAACCUUUGCCGUACACCUGGUACAUGUCCUAAAGAUCAAUGCCAAUGUAUUACUGACCAAAAUNUCAAGUUAAUAUACCCUAUUUGA